Sinocyclocheilus anshuiensis is the source of this 1079-nucleotide messenger RNA. Its product is annotated as transcription factor A, mitochondrial-like. The transcript has 7 exons. Bases 167 to 997 code for a protein of 276 amino acids. NCBI's taxonomy places the organism in Eukaryota, Metazoa, Chordata, Actinopteri, Cypriniformes, Cyprinidae. The record is from RefSeq and is a predicted model, not a curated record. Gene Ontology annotation, biological process: regulation of transcription by RNA polymerase II.
ACAAUGCACUUCGCUUAGAUGGUAGAUGGAAUGGCGCCUUUACCGGAGGAGGCGGAACUGUAAUUCACGACCAUAACAUUCAUUUCAAGACAGCUAUUGUGUAUCUUGUUCUCACCGUGCAUAUUAAAUAUUUGAUUCCUUUUAUCGGGGAGAUCACUGCACGUGUAUGAUGGCUCCGUUCAGUUUGAUGUCAGUCGGUGCUAAUCUUUUGGUAAAGUCUUUGGGUUUGUUUUCGAGUGCAUCUGUUGUGAGGUGUUCAUGUGUAGCUCCAGUGUUAAAGAGUUUUAGCACCACAACCGGGGGUCCACCUAAGAGACCCCUGACAGCAUACAUGACAUUUGUGAAAGAGAUGCAUCCCACCAUCAGCAGACAAAAUCCAGGAAUCAAAAAUGUGGAUAUUGUCCGAAAGUUAGCACAGCAGUGGAAAAUGCUGACUCUUGAACAGAAGCAGCCAUUUCAGGAUGCAUCUUCAGCAUCCAGGGAGCAAUAUAAGCUUGUUCUGGAGAAAUACAAAGCCCAACUGACUCCUGCACAAACUGCUGCUCUUGCAGUAGAAAAACGACAAAAAGUGGUCAAAAGAAAAGCAAUUAGGAGAAAGAAGGAGCUGAACAGUCUUGGCAAGCCCAAACGUCCCAGGAGCGCCUUCAACAUCUUCAUGUCGGAGCACUUUGAGGAGGCAAAAGGAACUAAUAUGCAGACGAAGAUGAAGUCUCUGAGAGACGACUGGGAGCGUUUCAGUGCAACACAGAAACAAAUGUACAUUCAGCUGGCAGAGGAUGACAAAGUCCGUUACAAGAACGAAAUAAAAUCGUGGGAGGAGCACAUGAUAGAGAUCGGAAGGGAAGACCUUGUUCGGAGAAAGGAGAGGAGAGCCAUCAAAGCCAAAACCACUAAAGACAUAAAGAAGAAAUCCAAAGUAAGAGUGCUAAAGGCAAAAGCACCAAAAAAGAAGACUGGAACAGCAGUGAAAAAGACUGUGGAGAGCACCAAGAAGUGAAAUGAUGUAUGUGACUCUGUUAGACAGAGCAUGUUGUACAAAGGUCAGUACCGUCCUCAAUAAAAAAGCCUGUGCUUUCCGU